This is a messenger RNA of Spirodela intermedia, 102 nucleotides long. The record is from the annotation of a GenBank genome assembly. Lineage: Eukaryota; Viridiplantae; Streptophyta; Magnoliopsida; Alismatales; Araceae.
AUGCAAACUUGGCACUCUAAUACCACUUGUACGAAAAAGAGUAGAAUAAACUUGCAAGAGAAGCAAUCAUUUUGGAGAGAAAAUAGAUGGGAGAGAGAGUAA